Molecule: messenger RNA, 1131 nt
Organism: Lucilia cuprina (Australian sheep blowfly)
Lineage: Eukaryota; Metazoa; Arthropoda; Insecta; Diptera; Calliphoridae
Product: sodium-dependent dopamine transporter
Exons: 5
Coding region: 1-1116 (371 amino acids)
Biological process (GO): dopamine uptake involved in synaptic transmission; sodium ion transmembrane transport
Cellular component (GO): neuronal cell body membrane; presynaptic membrane; neuron projection
Molecular function (GO): dopamine:sodium symporter activity
Source: RefSeq, a predicted model, not a curated record
AUGUCAGCAGGUGCCUUCCUCGUACCUUAUUGUAUAAUGUUACUAGUUGGUGGCAUACCGCUAUUUUAUAUGGAAUUAGCUUUAGGUCAACACAAUCGUAAAGGUGCCAUCACAUGCUGGGGACGUUUGGUACCGUUAUUCAAAGGAAUUGGUUAUGCUGUGGUCUUAAUAGCAUUUUAUGUAGAUUUCUAUUAUAAUGUUAUUAUAGCGUGGUCAUUAAGAUUCUUUUUUGCAUCAUUUACCAAAUCAUUGCCAUGGACAUCGUGCUUAAACUAUUGGAAUACCGACGAUUGUCGACCGUUUGAACAACAAGCUGGUGGGCGUUCCUUAAUCGGAAAUAUGAGCGAUAUUUUAUUAAAUUCAACAAUUACCUCUGAAUCAAAUGUAACAUUUUCUAAUUUAACCACCACUUUAUCUACAACGCUGCCAGCCAGCGAGCGUUUUCAAUCCGCAGCUUCGGAAUAUUUUAAUCGUUAUAUUUUAGAAUUAGAUAAAAGUGAGGGUCUACAUGAUUUGGGCGCCAUUAAGUGGGAUAUGGCGGCAUGUUUGUUGGUAGUUUAUUUAAUCUGUUACUUCUCCCUGUGGAAGGGCAUUAGUACCUCUGGCAAAGUAGUAUGGUUUACGGCUUUAUUUCCCUAUGCAGUUCUACUUAUAUUGCUGAUACGUGGCAUUACAUUACCGGGAUCUGCCAUGGGUAUACAAUACUAUUUAAAUCCAAAUUUUGAUGCCAUUUAUAAAGCUGAGGUUUGGGUUGAUGCCGCCACUCAAGUGUUCUUCUCAUUGGGUCCUGGUUUUGGCGUACUCCUAGCCUAUGCUUCUUAUAAUAAAUAUCAUAAUAAUGUUUAUAAAGAUGCUUUACUUACUAGCUGUAUUAAUUCGGCUACAAGUUUUGUAGCUGGUUUUGUGAUAUUCUCGGUUUUGGGUUAUAUGGCUCAUAAAUCGGGCCAAAAUAUAGAAGACGUUGCAACUGAGGGUCCUGGCCUAGUGUUUGUUGUUUAUCCCGCAGCAAUUGCUACCAUGCCCGGCAGUACAUUUUGGGCUUUAAUAUUUUUUAUGAUGUUAUUGACCUUGGGUCUGGAUAGUUCGGUAAGUUUAUAUUAUGAAUAUUUUAUAUAAUUCUACAUCACUAUA